AUGGCGUCCUUGUUACUACGAUCAUUAGGGCGCACAAUUUCAUCAUCAUCAAACGAGCGUCUUGUAUUAAAAAAUGCGUAUGCGAUUGUCAAUCUACGGCCAUCAGCAUCGUCACCCAAUACCAUAGCGACAAGACAAACGUCAUCAAAUAAUGGCAUUCAAAAACGUAUUAAAGUCGCAAAUCCAGUUGUUGAAUUGGAUGGUGAUGAAAUGACACGAAUUAUUUGGGCAUGGAUUAAAGAAAUGUUGAUUGAACCUUAUGUUGAUGUUGAAUGUAAAUAUUAUGAUUUGGGUUUAAAAAAUCGUGAUGAUACCGAUGAUCAAGUGACAAUCGAAUCAGCACAUGCUAUUCAACGAUAUAACGUGGGAAUCAAAUGUGCAACAAUUACACCUGAUGAAGAAAGAGUCAAAGAUGGACCGGGUGGUACCGUAUUUCGUGAACCAAUCAUUUGUAAAACAAUUCCAAAUUUAGUACCAGGAUGGAAAGAGCCAAUUAUUAUCGGACGUCAUGCAUUUGGAGAUCAAUAUCGUUGCCAAGAUAUGGUUAUCAAAGGUCCCGGUCGUGUCACAUUGAAAUAUCAACCAAGUGAUGGAGCGCCACCAACAGAAGUAGAAGUUUACAAUUUUACCAGUACAGGUGGAGUAGCAUUAGCCAUGUAUAACACGGAUGAGUCUAUAACUGGUUUUGCUCAUAGUUGUUUUCAAUAUGCGUUGAUGAAAAACUAUCCAUUGUAUAUGUCAACAAAGAACACAAUAUUAAAACGGUAUGAUGGUCGAUUUAAAGAUAUUUUUGAAGAAAUUUAUCAACGUGUGUACAAACAAAAAUUUGAACAAAAUAAAAUUUGGUAUGAACAUCGACUUAUUGACGAUAUGGUUGCACAAGCACUCAAAUCAUCGGGUGGUUUUGUAUGGGGCUGCAAAAAUUAUGAUGGUGAUGUACAAUCGGAUAUUGUUGCACAAGGUUAUGGUUCAUUGGGUUUAAUGUCAAGUGUGUUAGUGUGUCCAGAUGGAAAAACAAUUGAAGCAGAAGCAGCUCAUGGAACAGUCACGAGACAUUAUCGAGAACAUCAAAAAGGCAAAUCAACGUCGACAAAUCCAAUUGCAAGUAUAUUUGCAUGGACGCGUGGUCUUGAACAUCGUGGAAAACUAGAUAAGAAUGAUGAAUUACAGCGUUGGUGUCAUUUAUUAGAAGAAGCAUGUAUUGAAACGGUCGAUUCACAAAAGAUGACAAAAGAUUUAGUUGCUUGUAUCCAUGGAUUGAAAAAUGUCAAAGAAGGCAUGUAUCUGAACACAAAAGACUUUAUAAAUGAAAUUAAGGUUACAUUGAAUAAAAAAUUAAAUUAUGUUAAGUAA
Didymodactylos carnosus is the source of this 1353-nucleotide messenger RNA. Lineage: Eukaryota; Metazoa; Rotifera; Eurotatoria; Philodinida; Philodinidae. The record is from the annotation of a GenBank genome assembly.